Brassica rapa (field mustard) is the source of this 2232-nucleotide messenger RNA. RefSeq lists its product as uncharacterized. The record is from RefSeq and is a predicted model, not a curated record. NCBI's taxonomy places the organism in Eukaryota, Viridiplantae, Streptophyta, Magnoliopsida, Brassicales, Brassicaceae.
AAGGACAAAAGGUUUGAGCCUAUUCAUUUGAUUGGCCCUACCAUUUACUUGUAGGAUAAAUGUAUAUAAUUAUGAAUGCGGUAUGCACUAGUAGUUGUUUCGAUUAGAUUAUGUACAAAACUAUUUAACUAAGAUUUGUAAACGAGUUUAACAUGUUAAACUGAGCUUUGUAUACUCUUGAUUUGGAUUACAGAUUUGGUUUUAUCGGCCCUUCGUCAUGGGAAAAGACUAGCUAUAUAUAUGGAAAUUAAUAGUACACAUUAAAAAAUAAAAGGUGUCCAGUGUUGGUGUUUCGUGUUUUUUGAAAGUAAGUGACAAAUCAACACUCACAAUAUAUAUAAUAAUAAUCGAUUUUUAAAGCUUAUCACUUCAAUAAAGUUUGAUAUAAUUGCAGUAUCUUUAGGGUAUGAAACUAUGAAAUGAGAUCAUAAAAUCAUGCGAGAUUAGGAAAACGUAACAGCCAGGCUAAAAUCUAAAGGGGUUCAGCAGGGUUUCUUUUCCAUACAGUAUAUAAUACAUGUGUUUCUUUUUCUCUCCGACUCGUAUUGUUAACUGUCGUGAUUUUCUAAAAAAGAGAUUUCAUUUUUUUUUUCUUUAAUACUUCUUUCAUUUAUCAUCUUUUGUCUGAAUCUCUCUGGAAACGGCAACAAAAGACCAAAGUCUUUGCAUAAGACAACAAAAGACUUAUGUUUGGUAAUUGCCGACGUGUCCGGUAUGAUCUUAGUCUUUGUCUUAGUCUUUGUUUAGUUAAAAGGAAAAAAACGAGAAGUUGUGAUUGUCCGAGUCAGCUUGUUUGAGUUCUUGCGUAUCGAACUCAACCCGACAUUGGUGGGUUCUCAACAUAUUCCCUCUGUAAUCACCCAAUUUCGCAUAUUUACACCAUUCUUUUUACCAAUCACAUCAUUUACAUUAUUCUAUGUCGUAGUUGGUAUUAUGUAGUAGUAGCUAGUUCUUCUUCAUCACAUUCUGAAUUACUUUCUAAUCAUUUCUUUUACGUAGUAUACAAGAAUAUUCGAUCAUGACUUGUAUUUAUGUAACCAUAUAUAUAUAUAUAUAUAUAUAUAUAUAUAUAUAUAUAUUUAUUUUCAACAUAUCGUCCAUUUAUUUUUACUUUUCUUAAAUCUUGUUAAGUUUCUAAUAUCUAAAUUAUACCAACUAAAUAAAAUAUGAUGUUAUAGACCUAAUUUUGGCACGUUUAAGUAUGAAUAUUAAAUUUUCUAAAAACCCUAAGUUUCCAUUUGCUUAGAGGCCUUCUAUAAAUACAAUAUCAUGGCCAAGUCUUUGAUUAUCAGAUAAGUUAUCCAAUCAAUAUACACUCCUGCACAUCUAUAUUCACAAUUUCACACUCACAGCUACUUAUAUAGCAUUCUGCAAGGCGGCGUUGCAUUUUUGUUUUAUACUGUCCUUAUGAGUUUUCUUAAAAUGAAGGAAAACGCAGUCAACCCUCUCCGUCUCACGUCACUGAACCAUGUGUCUCUCUUGUGCCGAUCGCUCGAAGAGUCGAUGAAUUUUUACCAAAAGGUCUUAGGGUUCUUCCCAGUUCGAAGACCUGAGUCUUUAGAUUUUGAAGGCGCUUGGUUGUUCGGACAUGGAAUUGGAAUACAUCUCUUGCGUUCCACAGAGCCUGAAAAACUUCCCAAGAAAACUGCGAUUAAUUCCAAAGAUAACCACAUCUCUUUUCAGUGCGAGAGUAUGGCAGCAGUGGAGAAGAAGCUUGAUGAAAUGGAAAUAGAGUAUGUGAGGGAGAUAGUAGAAGGAAGAGGGAUCAAAGUGGACCAGAUCUUCUUUCACGACCCUGAUGGCUUCAUGAUAGAGAUCUGCAAUUGCGAUAGCCUCCCCGUUGUCCCCCUCGUAGGAGGACUGGCCCAGUACUGCGCAAAAGUUAAACUUCAUCAGAUGGGGCAGCCACAACCGCAGACUAAUUAAGAUCCACCCUUUACUAUCUCUGCUAUUGUUGUGUUUGUGUGUGUGCUUUGGGUGUGUUUGCUUUUGUGUGUGAUGAAUAAGAGACCGAUCAACGGGAAUCAGUGAACGUGAUUCCCCCCCGAGGGAAUUAUCAUUCUCGUUAUAUGAUAUAACCACCAAGGGAAUUAGUGUUACAUAUAUUGUUUUAGUUGGUUUCUGUUGUUGUCGUGUGUCCACAUUGGGUGUGUUUGUUUUUGGAUGUAAUGAAUAAGAAACCGACGUGAAUCAGUGAAUGUGAUUCCCCUAGAGGAAAUGAUCAUUCUCUCG